AUGACUUACCCGUUAUGCCUCACAUACGGCCAGCGCGCCGCGCAGCACCCUAAUCCUGUGGCCAGGCGACUCUUCGAGAUUGCUAAGGCCAAGCAGUCGAAUCUCGUGGUAUCAGCAGACCUGACUGGCACGGAGAGUCUUUUGAAAUGUGCUGACUCUCUUGGCCCAUAUAUCGCCGUUUUCAAAACUCAUAUCGAAAUCGUCAAAGACUUCUCUAACAAGACGGUCCAAGGGCUCAAAUUGCUGGCUCAAAAGCACAAUUUUCUCAUCUUCGAGGACCGCAAGCUCAUCGACAUCGGCAACACGGUUCAGAAGCAGUAUCACGGGGGCGCGCUCCAAAUCUCCGAAUGGGCUGAUGUUGUGAGCCUGAGCGUCCUCGGCGGGGAUGGCAUAGUUGACGCCCUGGUCCAGACCAUCACGACAGCCUCCUUCCCACAUCGCGGCCAACGCGCUCUCCUGAUUCUGGCCGAGAUGACCUCAGAAGGAAGCCUGGCAACGCGUCAUUAUACCGAAGAGUGCGUCGAAGUGGCGCUGUCGCAAAAUCCCGAGGUUGUUUUGGGAUUUGUUGCGACGAAGGCAUUGCACACGUCUGAUGUUGCGAGUGGACGGGAUUUUGUUACUUUCACGACUGGUAUCAGCCUGUCCGAGUCGGGGGACGAGCUGGGGCAGCACUGUCAGACACCUGCUUCUGCUAUUAGCCGUGGUUCGGACUUUAUUAUCGCUGAUCGGGGCAUAUAUGCCGCUGAGGUCCCCGUAGAUGCUGCGAGACGGUACCAGGAGGCGGGGUGGAAGGCGUAUUUGCAGCGUACUCACCACGAUGCGUAGAUGCCAAAUUGAGACUGGAAUGGUGAGGUAGUACCAAAAAAUCUGGUAUGACUACUACAGCGGGCUUGACACCAAUAAGGAUAUUGCAGACACCAGGUUAAACUUAGCACUAGUUGUG
This is a messenger RNA of Pseudomassariella vexata, 943 nucleotides long. RefSeq names its product Orotidine 5'-phosphate decarboxylase. The transcript has 2 exons. The record is from RefSeq and is a predicted model, not a curated record. Bases 1 to 825 code for a protein of 274 amino acids. Lineage: Eukaryota; Fungi; Ascomycota; Sordariomycetes; Amphisphaeriales; Pseudomassariaceae. Gene Ontology annotation, cellular component: cytosol. Gene Ontology annotation, molecular function: orotidine-5'-phosphate decarboxylase activity. Gene Ontology annotation, biological process: 'de novo' pyrimidine nucleobase biosynthetic process; 'de novo' UMP biosynthetic process.